GUUUUGCACCCGUAAUCUUGUUGUAUGGCACCCACUCGUGAACGCGCACUGUGACGCAAACACUUCCGCGACAGUCCAGCUGAAGAAGGCAUCAUGGCGGCUCCCAUUGACAAGAAGCGUGGUCUUGAACAUUUGGACGAAUAUGAGCCAAAACCAGCCAAACACCUCCGCAGCCUGCACGACCGCAUGUCGGAGAGGAGACUGGUUGUUGUUCUGGAGGGAGCGUCGUUAGAAACAGUGAAGGUCGGAAAAACCUUUGAGCUGUUAAACUGUGACCAACACAAAAAUAUCAUCCUCAAAAAUGGAAGGAAUCCGGGACACAUAAGACCAGACAUCACACACCAGUGUCUGCUCAUGUUGAUGGACAGUCCACUGAACAGGGCGGGCCUGUUGCAGGUUUACGUCCACACAGAGAAAAACGCUUUGAUAGAGAUCAACCCACAGACCCGCAUCCCAAGAACCUUCACUCGCUUCUGUGGCCUGAUGGUUCAGCUGCUGCACAAGCUGAGCGUCAGGGCUGCUGACGGUCCUCAGAGGCUUCUGAGGAUGAUUAAAAACCCAGUGUCUGACCACCUGCCUCCCGGCUGCCCCCGCAUGUCCACCUCCUUCUCUGCUACUGCAGAGGCCGUCUGUCCUCGGUCUUUGGUGCCAGAGGGACCAGCCACAGUGGUGAUUGGAGCGUUUGCACAUGGAGCGGUGAACGUGGACUACACGGAGAAAACGGUGUCCAUCAGUAACUACCCCCUCUCUGCGGCACUGACCUGUGCCAAGAUGUGCUCUGCCUUCGAGGAAGUGUGGGGUGUCCUGUGACAAACCGGGCAGAGACCGUAGAUUACAUGGACUUUUUUACUGAUUGACUAGGAAUGGAUAUAACGUCCAUUUCACCAGCGAUGGACCACAGACAUGUAUCCUGUUACACACGGCGUGUGUAUACUUGUAUGAUGAUGUUUGGCCACCAUGUGGAAUAUACUUAGGUUUCUGUACUCAGUGUUCCCUGUUCAUGUUGAAGCAUGAUGUUUUUUAUAUGAUUACCGAUUAAUGAGUUUUGGAUAAUCAAUCAAUACAGUUACAUUAAAAUAUUUGACUAAA
This is a messenger RNA of Cottoperca gobio, 1089 nucleotides long. RefSeq names its product EMG1 N1-specific pseudouridine methyltransferase (gene emg1). Gene Ontology annotation, molecular function: rRNA binding; rRNA (pseudouridine) methyltransferase activity. Gene Ontology annotation, cellular component: small-subunit processome; nucleus. NCBI's taxonomy places the organism in Eukaryota, Metazoa, Chordata, Actinopteri, Perciformes, Bovichtidae. Bases 94 to 810 code for a protein of 238 amino acids. The transcript has 5 exons. Gene Ontology annotation, biological process: rRNA base methylation. The record is from RefSeq and is a predicted model, not a curated record.